This is a messenger RNA of Dermatophagoides farinae (American house dust mite), 628 nucleotides long. RefSeq names its product small ribosomal subunit protein eS10. The record is from RefSeq and is a predicted model, not a curated record. Lineage: Eukaryota; Metazoa; Arthropoda; Arachnida; Sarcoptiformes; Pyroglyphidae. Gene Ontology annotation, cellular component: cytosolic small ribosomal subunit. Gene Ontology annotation, molecular function: structural constituent of ribosome; RNA binding.
CUACAGCCAGUUCAUUUCCUUUUCACGUUGAUUGUCAACACACGUUGUUGGAUUUCGCUAAAUUUUUUGUUUUUUUCGAUUUUUUUUGAUCUUUUUUUGAUUUCUUCUGGCUAUUGCAGCAACAACUUUCCACACGUAAAACGAUCGAAAAUGUUGAUGCCCAAAAAGGACCGAAUUGCUAUUUAUGAAUAUUUAUUCAAAGAGGGUGUCAUGGUUGCAGAAAAGGAUUUCCAUUUUCGAAAGGCACAUCCAGCUCUUACUAAAGUUCCAAAUUUACACGUUAUUCGAGCACUACAAUCGUUGAAAAGCCGUGGUUACGUCAAAGAACAAUUUAGCUGGCGACAUUAUUAUUGGUAUUUGACUAACGAGGGUAUCAAUUAUCUUCGUGAAUACUUACAUUUGCCACCAGAAAUUGUACCAGCAACACUGAAACGUACCGUUAAACCUGAUGCUCGUACACGCGAUAAACUUGAAGAUGCUCCAGCAAGAGGCGGUGCUGGUGGCCGAGAAUCUUAUCGUCAAAAUGAAGGAUAUCGAACUGGUUAUGGACGUGGCAUGAAACCGGCCCAAUAAAUAAUUUUUUAUGUCUGACAUUUUUAACAAAUAAAAUGCAUUAUUAAUUGAAAAA